Molecule: messenger RNA, 791 nt
Organism: Indicator indicator
Lineage: Eukaryota; Metazoa; Chordata; Aves; Piciformes; Indicatoridae
Product: casein kinase II subunit alpha'
Exons: 9
Coding region: 69-710 (213 amino acids)
Biological process (GO): protein phosphorylation; regulation of chromosome separation
Cellular component (GO): protein kinase CK2 complex; cytosol; nucleus
Molecular function (GO): ATP binding; protein serine/threonine kinase activity
Source: RefSeq, a predicted model, not a curated record
GCCCCAGCCCUGGAGAUGAAGUCAAGCAACUGUACCAGAUCCUGACAGACUUUGAUAUCAGGUUUUAUAUGUAUGAGCUGCUGAAGGCCCUGGAUUACUGUCACAGCAUGGGCAUCAUGCACAGGGACGUCAAACCUCACAACGUCAUGAUAGACCACCAACAGAAAAAGCUGCGGCUCAUAGACUGGGGCUUGGCCGAAUUCUACCACCCAGCUCAGGAAUACAACGUCCGUGUGGCCUCUAGGUACUUCAAAGGACCAGAGCUCCUUGUGGACUACCAAAUGUAUGACUACAGCUUAGACAUGUGGAGUUUAGGCUGUAUGCUGGCCAGCAUGAUCUUCCGAAAGGAGCCCUUCUUCCACGGCCAGGACAACUAUGACCAACUGGUUCGCAUCGCCAAGGUCCUGGGCACAGAUGAGCUGUAUGGGUACCUCAAGAAGUACCACAUAGAGCUGGACCCACACUUCAACGACAUCCUGGGCCAGCACUCAAGGAAGCGCUGGGAGAACUUCAUUCACAGUGAGAACAGACACCUGGUCAGCCCUGAAGUACUGGACCUCCUGGACAAGCUGCUGCGCUAUGACCAUCAACAGAGGCUGACAGCCAAGGAGGCCAUGGAGCACCCCUAUUUCUAUCCAGUGGUGAAGGAGCAGUCCCAGCCCAGCCCAGAGAACUCUGUGCUCUCCAGUGGCCUGACAACGGCGCGGUGAAGCCUGGAACCCGACGGGGCUGCUGCUGGCGCUCCCAAUUUCCCCUCAGCAGAAGGAGAAGCAAAGCCUCCGAGGUGCCAU